Paramecium octaurelia is the source of this 2870-nucleotide messenger RNA. The record is from the annotation of a GenBank genome assembly. Lineage: Eukaryota; Ciliophora; Oligohymenophorea; Peniculida; Parameciidae.
AUGCAAUAAUUACAACUUUAUUUAUAAUAAAAGCAGUUAGAGGAAAAUUGUAUCCUUAUUAUUAAUUAUUUUCAGAGGAUCGAUAAUAGCAUUAACGCUUUGCAUUGCUAGCAUAUGAAUGUGAAUAACAAUUGAGGGAUUACUAACCCAACAAAUCCAAUACUUACAUUGCCCUCACCAAUUACAUUGAUUGCUAUGGAUACAACCCUUUCGAUGGUAAUUUUAUCAUCAUCAUCCUUAGAGCAAUAUUUGAAUACCCAAGCAAUUGUAUAGUUGGAGAAUUAUAAUCAAAUCAAAUUUGAACAAAAUUUAUAAAUUGCAUUACAAAUAGAUGAUUAGUUAUUGCAAUAUUUUGAUAAGCAACUACGUUGUGGUACUAUUGCUGAAGAAGAUGAUGACGAAGAAGUCCAUCCAGAUUCUAAUGAUUCUUAUGUCUUUGAUCCUAUGAAAGGAUUAAAAUUAUAAAAGGAAAUCCAAUUAUAAAAAUAAUCCAAAUCAUCAAAACAACCCAAAUCAGUUCAACCAUAUUAUGAUAAAGAUUAUCCAUCAUAUAAAUAGCAAUAUCAAUAUUCAAGUGUUAAAAAACAACUGAAAUUAUCCGAUUAGAAAUCCGAUGAAUAUUAUGAUAUUUAAGAUUUUUCAAAUAAAUUACACCAAGAUGAAUAAGAAUACGAAGAACAUUAACAAUAUAAUCAAGAUUAAUUUUAUCAAGCACCAUAAGAUACCGAAUAAAGAGAUGAUGGUCAAUAUGAUAUCCCCUAAUUUGGAAGCUAUGGUAAUUCUAUAAUAUAUCAUCAAUCUAGAUUCAGUCACAUUCAAAUAGCAACUCUAAGAGUAAAUCUAAUUCUAUUAAAAUGAAUUAAGACUAAGCAAAUAGAGUUUAGAAAAGCCACUCCUAUUCCAAUCUCCGUUGAAGCAGGAUCUUCUCAACAAAUUUGAAUUAACUCAUGGCAACAAUAAUGUAAUUACUAGUGAAAAUAAAAAUGAAUUUAAUAGUUCAGACACUAAAUUUCAAAUUACAAGUGCCAAUAAGUUUAUUAAUGAUUAAGAAUAAUAAAUUAUGCCCGUUCCUAUAAGUGAAUCUCCAUAAAGAUUACGAUAAUAAUAAAAAAAAUAACCAUAAAUCUAACAAGUAUCCUUAUUGGGUAGUUUAUUUACACCAUAAGUAUUGAAGGAGAUGGAAUAUUUAAAUGAUGAUUUAUUACCACAAUAAGAAUACAGCAUACCUGUAUAAUAUUAAGAAAUAACAGUUGAAAGAGCAUUUAUAGAUGAAAGAAGAAAAUAGUAACAAUAAUAAUAGUAAUAAUAACCUUAAUAAUAAUAAUCUUGUUAAUCAUAACCUUAAUCUUAAUUAUCAAUUUAAUCAAAGACUGUUGAAUCAAAAUAAAGAAAAAGAACUCACCCAACCUUCUCUCCCUUCAGAAUAUAAAUGAUGGAGGAAAUUAGAGAUGCUUUAGAAUCUAAACCAAUUGUAGAUGAUUUAAAGGAUGGAAAAACUUAACUCGUAAGUUUAUUUUGUUUAUUUCUAGUAUGUUAUGUAACAAUUAUAAUCAAAAACCAAUGAAAUUUUUGAAUUCACUGUAUCUCUUGCAAAAGAGGUAUAAAGCAAAGGGUGGCUAUCAAAAUAAUCAAUUAUUAAAAUCAAUGAUCAAUAUAAAGAGUUUAGCCAUCUAUUAAUGAAAAAAUAACCCAAUCUAUAACAAAAACAAGAUAAUAAUUCUAUUGUCCAAAGAAUGUAUUCUUAGAUGACUGAAUAUUUGACAACUCAAUUUAUCUAAUAGUUAAAUCUAUAAUAACAAAGUGAAUCUGUAUAUUUAAAUGCAAUAUUCACACCAAUUAUUAUUGCUAUUGCUAUUGUAGAUAAAGAUUUCCCUAGAAUUAACUCGAAAAUACCUCCCAUUAAUUUAAAAUUAAUAUAAAAAGCAUUUUAGAAUGUAUCUUAAACAGUUUAAACAAUUAAACAACUUCCAAAAUUAUUAUUGUAAAGAUAAAUUUUCCAAAGAGACUUGUGUCUCUUUGAAGAAUCUUUAGAAAUGCUUCAAAACCUGAUGUCUUAAUAAGAAGCUGUCACCAUCAUUCAAAACAAAGAAUUAUAUUAAAUAAUAAGACAAUGUUAUGUAAUACAAUAAUGUUUUUAAUUGAUGGAGAAUCUAAGAAUUGAGAAUGAUCAUGUUUUAUAAUUGAAUGACAAUAAGAAAUACUAAGAAUAAUGGAAGCAAAUUGGUACAAGAUAUGCAUCAAAGAAAAAUAAGGAUGAUGCGUUAUAAAAAUAAAAUUAGGAAAUGCUUGAAAAAUUUGGUAUAGACUUCUACGCUUGGUAAUUAAAUCUUUAGAUUUAAGAAAAUGAAAUUAAAAAGAUUAAAAGAUUGGAAAAUGAACAAUUAUGGAAAGAUAAGAGAAAUGAAAAGCAAUAACAAAAAUAAGCAGUUCAGAAAGAAAAUUAAGAUAUCUUAAGAGAAAAUGAAGAACAAUAUAAAUUAAACCAAGCAAUUAAAGAGCAUGAUAAGUAGAAAAAGGCUUAAGAAUUUAGAGAAAGACAAUAAUAGAAGGCUUAUAGUUCUGUCAUGAUGAAAUAAUAGCAAAAAUGCGAUUAAUAAGAUAUGAGAAAGAAUCAAAGUCAAAUAAUAAGACAGAGUUCAGAAAUCCUGAGUAUAUAAAAAUUGGAUUUAAAGAACGAAAAAGACAGUGCCUGCAAAUACAGGCAAGAUAGAAUCAAUAGUGCUAGAGGACAUAAAAAAGAGAAGUAAACUAAUAGCCAAAAAAAAGAGGAAGAGGAAAGAGUUUGGCAAAAGGCUCAAGAAUUGUUAGCAAAAUAAAGUUAAUUGCUUCAUUAGAAAAAGUUAAUUCUUUAACAAUUAAAAAAUAAAUGA